Molecule: messenger RNA, 559 nt
Organism: Anopheles cruzii
Lineage: Eukaryota; Metazoa; Arthropoda; Insecta; Diptera; Culicidae
Exons: 4
Coding region: 1-543 (180 amino acids)
Source: RefSeq, a predicted model, not a curated record
AUGUGGACCAUCCUGAUGGGUUAUACGUUACUGUUUACGGUUGCUCAUACCAAGUUCGUGAUGGAGUUUAACAAGCUGUUUAAACCGUGCCCUCGCUCGAGCUCGAGCAAGCCUUUUCCGAUCGAUACGUCGAAGAUGGAGAUCUUUCUCUCGGAGGACGACGAACUGACACUGAACGGAGAGCUUGUUUUCGUCAGCGACUUGGUCUCGCCGGUCGGGUUUUCGUUCUACACGCAAAAGCUAGAACACGGCGAAUGGGUGCCCAGACCGUACAGCAAACGGGUCCUGGACAUGUGCUCCGUCGUAACGUCCCCGAUGGAAAUAUGGUACAGCAUUACGCGCCACAUGAACCGAACUCGCUGCCCGUUCCCGAAAGGUCACGUGGAGCGCUUCGAUAUGGUAAGCCUGGGAACGUUCGGUCUCGACGAAUUUAUGGAGCAAAUGGUGGGCGAAUGGAAAAUCUUCGCCGAGAUGACGCUCCCUUCACCGCUGUUUAUGGAGGUUUCGUGUACAAUGUGUCAAGUGUCAGUGGUAGAACACUAAGUGAUCGUCCGACAGA